Messenger RNA from Lagopus leucura (white-tailed ptarmigan), 2065 nucleotides. RefSeq names its product zinc finger protein 467 (gene ZNF467). Gene Ontology annotation, cellular component: nucleus. Lineage: Eukaryota; Metazoa; Chordata; Aves; Galliformes; Phasianidae. Bases 47 to 1675 code for a protein of 542 amino acids. Gene Ontology annotation, molecular function: DNA-binding transcription factor activity, RNA polymerase II-specific; RNA polymerase II cis-regulatory region sequence-specific DNA binding. The record is from RefSeq and is a predicted model, not a curated record. Gene Ontology annotation, biological process: regulation of transcription by RNA polymerase II; central nervous system development. The transcript has 4 exons.
CCCGCCUCCCUUGCAGCCCCCCUGCUGUGAGGCCGACGGCAGCACCAUGAGGGAGAACUUCGACGCCCUGCUGGCCCUGGGCGUUCCCAUCGCCAAACCGGAGCCGGUGCCGCAGGCGGAGGAGCCGUGUGCUGGGGCACAGCUGGAGGACGGCGAGGCACCUGGAUGUGCCGGCUCAGCGAGGCUGCUGGUGCCCAAGGAGGAGGUGCUGCCCGAGGGCGAUGCCGAUGGCGGUGGUGCCACGGGUGCCACUCAGGGGCCCGAGCUCAGCUGCUCAGAGGACUGGCUGGUACGGAAGGUGAAGGUGGAGGAAGAGGAUGAGGAGUGGGCGGCCGGGCUGGGCGCUGAGGCCCUGUUGGCGGGGCAGCCCCCAGGCAGCGCCUGCAAGCCGGAGCCGAUGGAGGAGCCGGAGCUGCCGGAAGAGCCGGGGGAGCUGGGCUACGGCACGCUGCCCGCCUUCGCGUGGCCGCUGCUGGGCGAGGGUCCGGCCGGCGCCUGCCAACACUGCUGCUGCGCGGCGCAGUGCGGGCAGUGCGAGCCCCCGGCCCCCGCCCCGCCGCGGCCCUUCGCCUGCGCGCAGUGCGGGAAGGGCUUCGGCAAGAAGGCGCACCUGACGCGGCACCUGCGGGUGCACACGGGCGAGCGGCCCUAUCCCUGCACGCAGUGCGGCCGCCGCUUCCGCCAGAAGAUCCACCUGCGCUCGCACCAGAAGACGCACACGGGCGAGCGGCCGUUCCCCUGCUCCGAGUGCGGGCGGCGCUUCCGCAAGAAGACGCACCUGGUGCGGCACCUGCGCACCCACACAGGCGAGCGGCCCUUCGCCUGUGCGCUCUGCGGCCGCGGCUUUGCCCACAAGCAGCACCUGCUGCGGCACCAACGCCUGCACGCCGAGCCGCCCACCGAAGCCGAUGCCGACGCCGACGCCGAGCCGCCCGCCGACGAGAAGCCCUUCCCCUGCCCCGAGUGCGGGAAGAGCUUCAGCUGGAAGAAGAACCUGACGUCGCACCGCCGGCUGCACCUGGAGGGGCGGCCCUUUGCCUGCGCCGAGUGCGGCCGCGGCUUCAGCGACAAGCGGCACCUGACGGCGCACCUGCGCGGGCACAUGGGGCUGAAGCCGUACGCCUGCCCGCACUGCGACAAGACCUUCAGCCACAAGCCCAACCUGGCCACGCACCAGCGCACGCACACGGGCGAGCGGCCCUUCGCCUGCCCCGACUGCGGCCGCGGCUUCGCCCACAACCAGCACCUGCUGCGGCACCUGCGCGUGCACACGGGCGAGCGGCCCUUUGCCUGCCCGCAGUGCGGGCGCUGCUUCAGCUCCCGGCCCAACCUCAUUGCCCACACCAAGGCGCACGCCGGCGCGCGCCCCUUCACCUGCGAGCAGUGCGGUCGCGGCUUCAGCCGCAAGUCCCACCUGGCGCGGCACCAGGCGGUGCACACCGGCACGCGGCCCUACGGCUGCUCCCAGUGCGCCAAGCGCUUCAGCUCCAAGACCAACCUGGUGCGGCACCAGGCCGUGCACACCGGCCACCGGCCCUACAUCUGCACCCAGUGUGGCAAGAGCUUCAGCCGCAAAACCCACCUGCUGCGCCACGAGCGCACCCACAGCACCGCGCCUGCGCCACAGCAGGGCUGGGUGGCACCGGCACCGGCUCCCGCCACGCUCUGCCCCUGAGCGCCAUCCUGCACCAGCACCACAGGCGGGUGAGGGAUCUGGCAGCUCGGCAUGGGAUGAGCGCUGUUGGUGCUGCCGCCCACCGUGGACCCCAGGAGCUGUGUUGUGUCGUGGCACAGGUGGGGACAGAGCUGAUGUGCUCCUGUGGCACGGUGGAAGGUGGCAGCUCCUUCCAGGCACAGCGAUGCUCUCAGCCGCCUUUUCCCUGCAUGCUGGGUGUGGGCUCGGUGCCGCUGCAGCCCGUCUCCAUGUGGGGUGCAGCUCAGUGGCUCCAGCGCCCUGAAUGCAGCACCGCUGGUGGCUCUUGUGGGCUCCCACCCUGCCCGGGCACGGCUGGCUCCACUGUGGCAGGAACCAGUCCUAAAUGCCAAUAAAAUGCCCUUUGCCAAG